AUGACCGUGAAGGAUGAAUCCGCUUCUUCGAGUAACAUUAUGUAUCCAGAGGGAAUAAUGGCAGUAGAGUAUGAGUUCCUCAAGGAGCAUCAUGAGACUCUGGAGAAAGAUUACCAAAGGAUUCAGGACAACAUUAAGCAUGUUGUUGAAACUUCUGAGAUCUGGAAGGAUUACAUUCAGAGCAGAACUGAGGAACUCGGGGUGGUGACAAGUAAACUUAUGCUCGAUGAAUGCGAGAGAGAGAGAGAAGCGAGAAGAAGAAAAUGCUUGAGGGAAAAAAAAAAAAAAAAAAAAAUGCUUGAGGAGAUGAUGGCAACGGUGAGUCAGAGAAAGGCUAAAAUCGAUAAAUUGAUUAAGACAAGGUGCCAGAACAAGUCAAUGUGA
Microthlaspi erraticum is the source of this 384-nucleotide messenger RNA. NCBI's taxonomy places the organism in Eukaryota, Viridiplantae, Streptophyta, Magnoliopsida, Brassicales, Brassicaceae. The record is from the annotation of a GenBank genome assembly.